CACAAAGGAAAUUUAUCGGAAUCCAAAAAUGUUUUGGUAUUUAUUAGUGAAAAUAGUGUAAACUAUGCAGCUAUUUCAAUUGCAUUAUCUCUCAAGUGCAAAGUGUUUGUCGUAGCUGAAACUAAUGAACAACUUGAAGUUAUUAAAGCCAACUACCCAGAAGUGAGUCAGGUUUCAACUACAAAGUUUGAUUCAAAAUUCAUUCACACGGUAUCAAAGUUAACUCUAAAUCAAGGAGUUGAUUAUGCUAUUCUAUCCAAAUAUUGUUCCAGUCGUCUGCCAGAACUGCUUGCCGAUGAAGCGAAAAUUAUCAUCACCGAAAAUACAGAUGUUUCAGUUUUAUCAAAUUCUCCAAGUGGAUUUGGAGUUGUAUCAGCCAAAUUUGACGAUAUUCCUAUUUUGAAUAAUUCGUGUGUUGACAGUAUUUAUUCAUUCAUUGAAUCGAGAAUAAAACUUGAUGUCAUAAAACCUCUGCCGUUCACUAUAUACCAAUAUUCUGAUGUCGAGUCUGCUUUCAGAUCAUACGCAAAUAAUAAGACUGGAAACAAGAUAAUCGUUGAAGUGACCGGGGAGUCUCCGAGAUUGAACUUUGCAGCAUACCGACGGGUGUACUUUGAUCCCAGCAAAAGUUACAUACUUUCAGGUGGUCUUGGUGGAUUCGGAAUGGAACUUACUGAAUGGGCUGUCGAACGGGGGGCGAGAAAUAUUAUUCUCUGCUCUCGGAGUGGAAUUCAAACUGGAUACCAGAAAUAUAGAGUGAAUAUUUGGAAAAACCAAAAUAUCAAAGUGGAAAUCAGCACAUUCGACCUGACUACAUUGUCGGGAGCUAAGAAUACUGUAGCAUUAGCCCUCAGCUUAGGACCACUUGGUGGAAUUUUCAACUUAGCCGGGGUUUUGAGAGACGGAAUAUUUGAAAACCAAACAGUUGCCAACUUCCAGACUGUGUACAACAGUAAAGUCUUAACUACUAAAUAUUUAGACGAAGCAUCGGAAGGCGCUAGCAAAGAUUUGGAAUAUUUCGUCACAUUUUCGUCCAUUUCGUGUGGCCGGGGCAACAGAGGGCAAACCAAUUACGGUUAUGCAAACUCUAUCAUGGAGAGGAUUUCAGAGCAAAGACAAAAACGAGGUUUGCCGGCGCAAUCUAUCCAAUGGGGAGGCAUCGGGGACGUCGGAAUGGCUUAUCUAUUAACUCGUGGGAACGAAGAAAAAGAAAUCAAUGGAACUCUGGCCCAAAAAAUAUCGUCUUGUCUAGCGGCGUUGGAUACAUUAUUAACACAAAGUUCAGCAGUCGUUGCUUCACAUGUGAUACCAACCAAAAGAAAACUGACAGAAAAUUCGAAAUCACAAUCGCUCACAGAGAUCGUUUCCGGAAUUAUGGGGAUUCAAGAUCCUCUUUCAGUCAAGCCAGUAUCUACCUUAGCUGAUUUAGGAAUGGAUUCCUUGAUGGGAGUUGACAUCAAACAGACGAUCGAACGUAACUUUGGCCUAUCAUUGAAUAAUUCUCAAAUUCAACAGCUGAAGUUUAGUGAAUUAGAUAAAUUGGGUGCCAAAUGAAAAUCUAAAAUGAAUUUAUAAACAAUAUUGUUACAUAAUUAUAUGUUUUAACUAACUAUUUCAAU
Molecule: messenger RNA, 1619 nt
Organism: Myzus persicae (green peach aphid)
Lineage: Eukaryota; Metazoa; Arthropoda; Insecta; Hemiptera; Aphididae
Product: fatty acid synthase-like
Exons: 8
Biological process (GO): fatty acid biosynthetic process
Molecular function (GO): fatty acid synthase activity; phosphopantetheine binding
Source: RefSeq, a predicted model, not a curated record